AUGGAUGAAUCUGAGGACAAUUUGAGCGCCGAGGAGAUAAAAUUUGAAGAUGGUUCAUCUGUUAAAGUUAAAUCAAAGAAGCGGUCUCUUGUUGAAAGAGAGCUUGAAACAAAUCUAACAGCUCGGGUUACUUCUCCGAUCAUGAAUAGAGAUUCUUCAAGCACUAGUCGCUAUGGCAGGACUCGUCGAAUGAAAACCGAGACAGAUUUUUGUGACACUGAUAAAGCGGUGACAAAAUGCUUACAAUCACCAAAACGUGAUGUUACAAAGUCACCGAAUAAGACACAAUCACCAGCCUAUAAAAUGCACGCCUCAAACUCUCCUAUAAGAGUUGAAACACCAAAAAAAGAAUCUUUGAACAAUCAAAUCGAAAGCAUUUAUAGUGAAAACAUUUCAUUGAGCCGUUUCAGACCUGAUGAAAAAAAAUCAGCAGCAAAAAAGUUUCCCAAAGUUUACAUAAGAAAAGAUCUUAUACAGACAAAGGAGAAAGAAAUAGAUGAUACGGUUGUAUUAAUAAAAAAUAUAUUCUCACCGACCAAUAGUAUAACAAAAACUAAACCAAAUUUCGAUCUAGAAACGUCAGCUGAGAAGAAUUAUUCAAACAAAAUGAAUAACUACAUGAAUACGUUAUCCGUAGUUAAGACAUUGGAUUUCGAUGGUAAUAAAAAGAAGAAACGUGAUGAUAGGAAUGAAAGGAAAUCUUUAUCUAAGAGCGAGCUAUUCGAUUUGGAGGCCCAAUGUGAAUAUCAAGUAGGGGAUUUAGCGUGGGCAAGGAUGGGAAGUUACCCAUUCUGGCCUUGCAUCAUAACUAGAGACCCACAUAGUGGCAUGUUUGUUAAGAAAAAGUUAUUUGGUCGUAUUGAGCGCGACGUGAUGCAUGUUACUUUCUUCGGUGAUAAUGGCCGCCGCGGCUGGAUCGUGGACAGUAUGCUCAGAAAAUUCCUCGGGCAGCUUGAAUUUGAAGCUGCUAGGAUGAACUUUAGUGCUGAGACAAAGAAAAAGGACCCAAGAUUGUUUGCUGCAUUUUUUAUAUCAGAAAAGAAGACACCACAAUGGCAGAUAUCAGUUGAAGAGGCAGAAGCGUUGCUCAGGGAACCGAAACGAUUAAGAAUAGAUAUACUAAAUGAUAUGAUUGAAAAGUCCAGGGCUUUGAAAACUACUCCCAAACAGGAAAAAGGCAGAAAAAUCACUAGAACAAACAGUGAUGUAUCACUGAGUGAAAGUUUGUAUGACACAUUAUUUUCCGAAGACGACAGCAAAGUUAAAGAAACAGAAAGAUCUAGAAGUAAAAGUAGAAAUAAGUCAUUGGAUGUUUCCGAAGUUGUAACGGCCUGUUUGGACAAUAUGGCCGCCAAAACUGGUAUAACAAGAAUACAGCGACAAUCACACAUGGACAGAUGGCUACAGAAAGCUAAAUCCAAAACCCCAGAGAAAUCUCAUAAAUCUCAAAUCAAAGAAAGCAGUUUGAAACCAAAGAAAAGAAAUAGAGACAGAAAUAAUAAAAUCACAUCUGAUAGCAAACAUAACGAUCAUGAUUACAGUCGAGAUUACAGUCCGAAAGAUAGUCCAAUAGUUAUUGAGGAUGAUAUAGAAUAUAAUGCUGAAGAAUUCGAUAUACAGCCUGGUUCAGGAAUUGGCAUAAUAUCCAAAGUUGAAACGCUCUGUGGUAAAGAUACACACGAACACGAAAAAGAUCAUAUAAAUGAGGUUGCACAGGAAAAUGCAAUUGCACAGAAUACAGAUAUCGAACAAAUAAAUUGCGUGGAAUCAGUUCUGUGUGGUACAGAACAAACUAAUGAAAUAUCCCCAAAAGUUGCAUCCCAGAUUAGUACAGAUGUUGAGAGUGAUGUUGAACAGGUAAAUUCAGUUGAAUCACCAGAAAUAUCAUCCAUACAAUCUGAGUAUAAUGACGAUAAUAAUGAACCCGAAUUGAUGUAUGAGCAAAAUGAUAUAGAAUUAAAUACUGUUAAUAUAAAUGGUAUCAAAAAUUCACAUUCUAUAUUCACUAAGAUACCCGAUGUUACUGAUAAUAAUAUUUUGGAUAAUAUAUUCGCUACGGACGAUAGUUCUAGUGAUGUGGACACGAAUAAUGAAAGUAUCGAUGAUAAAACGAUUAAUAAUGAAGUCAAUGAAACAUCGAUAGAUUUAAAUAAUGUAAAUGAUGUUGCAUUGAUUGAGGAGAGAAUGGAUGUAGAAAAUAAAGAUAUAGGAAACAGUCCGUCUAGAGAAGAAACAGAUCAAAAUAAAUCAACAAAUAAUGAUCUGGGUGGAAAUUUAAAUAAUACUAACAGUGUUGAAAGCUCAUUAGACUUAGAUCAGAACACAAAUAACAUAAUUAACAAUAACUCAUUAAACAAAGAAAAUCAAGACUCAAAAGAUCAAGAAGUAAUUAGUGUUAAUAAUAUUGAAUUAUGUGAAAAAGAUAAUAUAAAUCAAGAAUUGGAUAGUGUUGUAGAAAAUAUUUCACCGGUCAUAGAAACUACAAGACAUCGUAGGCGUUGUUUGAAUGUGCCUUUAAACAAAUCUAUCGAUAUAGUUACUAGAAUAAGUGAAGAUAUAUCGAAUAUUGACAAAGAAGAAAAUUGUGAUAGUAAAUUGAAUGAAACUAUUGAAGAAUUACCUCAAAAUGUUAGUUAUAACGAAAAAUUAGAUAGUAUAGAAAAUGACCAAGAAACAUUGCCAUUGAAUGAUAUACAGAAUCCAUGUGGCGAUACUGAAAAUGUAGAUUUGGAAAGUAAUGAAGAAUCCAGUACUCAAGUUAAUACAUCUGAAGAAAAUCAAACUCAAAAUGUAACAAAGACUGAAUUAACUAUUAAUACAAACAGUUUAAAUGAGGAAGCUAAGGCAAAAAAUCCCAUAACAUAUGAGUUAUCAGAUCAAAAUGAAGGAAAAACAGAUGAGAUUAAAGAAGUAGAUAUAGAAAAAGAUAAUGAUAAUGUAUCAGUUGUAUCAGAGGGAAGUGAUACAUCAAGAAGGAAACGCGCCAAAGACAAGCCGAUUGAUAAGAAAUCUCUGUUAUCUGACGUGGAAUUCUUGAAAUACUUGGAAUUGAGACAAGAUGCAGUUAUGGAUGAGCAUCCUGAACUCUCGCAAGAAGAAAUCACUAGCUAUUUGUACAAAACUUGGUUGUAUGAAGAAAAUUUGAAACCAGAUAUAAAGAAAUGCGAUGACAUAGACCAAGCUAAUUUAGUUAAGGGCUUGAACUCAGAACCAGCGCCGGUCAAAAAAGCCAGGAAGAGGGUUAAAGUUGAAAAAGAGAUUGCGUGCGAGGAUACAACCAAAGAGAAAUCUAAAAGGAAAAUAAUACGCCCGUACUAUAAAGAGGAUUUUUCAGACGGGGAAGAUAGCGUGGAAUAUUUUGAUAUAUUUAAAUCUAAGAAGGACCAAAAAGCACCAAUUGUUGAUAGCAAAGAGAUAUACCAGAGUGAUGGAACCGUUCUCGAACGUAUAAUAAAUGUAGACGAAUACGUUCAAGACGAAUACGAUGAUGUGGAAGAAUACUUUAGACAACUAACAGCACCAAAACCUAACGUCUUUAAAGGUUAUGUGAGAGAAAAAGUAUGCGAAAUAUGCGAAAAAGUCGGCGGCUUAGUGAAGUGCAAGGGUUGCCAUUCGAUGUUUCAUGUUGAAUGUGACAAGAAGGAAAUCGAGAUUGUAGAAUGUCAGACGCCAACAAGAGGUAGAAGGAGAAAGAAGAAAACUCGAGGAAGAAAGGCCAAGGACGAUCAAGAUUCCGGUAGCGACGAAAAGUCUCAAGAUACAAACGGCUCAGAUGAAUUACACAUGUCGCUUGAAGAAGAAUCUCAUAUAAUAGCAAAUGCCGACGAUUUCGAGGCCCAAAUGUCCAUGAGAAUGCAAGAAAUGCUCAAGGAUCAGAACAUUCAAUACGAUUUCUAUUCACGCGAGGAAUUGGAUUGGAACGACACUCACGCUGGCGAAUGUAAAGUCGUAGACAUAAAGCCGAGGAUGGAUUCUAUAGAAAUAACUGAUUAUUCGGAAUUCAAAUGCAAGAACUGCCAAAAAUACGAUCCGCCUGUAUGUUUUGUAUGCAAAUAUCCUAUAUCGCCCAAAGAGAAACAGAAUCACAGACAGAAAUGUCAAGUGGCUCAUUGCAAUAAGUAUUACCACUUGGAAUGCUUAGAUCAUUGGCCCCAAACGCAAUUCAACGCCGGAGAAGUUUCUAGAACGAAUAAGUUCAGCGAAGCCCUAACUUGCCCGAGACACGUAUGUCAUACUUGUGUCUGCGAUGAUCCCAGAGGUUGUAAGACGAGAUUCAGCGGUGAUAAACUAGCAAGAUGUGUUCGUUGUCCGGCCACUUACCAUACAUUCACGAAAUGUCUACCGGCUGGCUCACAGAUAUUAACUGCUUCUCAUAUAAUAUGUCCACGACAUUAUGAGCACAGGCCUGGCAAAGUCCCGUGUCACGUGAACACGGGCUGGUGUUUCAUAUGUGCCUUGGGUGGGUCUCUGAUAUGCUGUGAAUACUGUCCCACGUCCUUCCACGCUGAGUGCCUUAAUAUUAAACCUCCGGAGGGUGGUUAUAUGUGCGAGGAUUGUGAGACUGGCAGACUACCGCUGUACGGAGAGAUGGUCUGGGUGAAACUGGGGCACUACAGAUGGUGGCCAGGUAUAAUUCUUCAUCCAUCUGAGAUUCCAGACAACAUCCUGACCGUGAAACAUACUCUUGGUGAAUUUGUGGUCAGAUUUUUUGGACAAUAUGAUUACUACUGGGUCAAUAGAGGCAGAGUGUUCCCAUUCCAAGAAGGUGAUUCUGGUAAAGUUUCUAGUCAGAAAUCUAAGAUAGACGCAGCAUUCACUAUGGCGAUGGAGCACGCACAAAGGGCUUGUUCGAUAUUAAAAAUGGCUGCGCCGAAUGAAGAAGAAUCUUCUGAUAUAGCAUCUUCCUUGCUACCUCCUCAUUAUGUUAAAUUGAAGGUGAAUAAACCCUGUGGGUCACUCUGCGGCAAGAAGAUAGAUUUGGAGGAGAGUUCAUUGACCCAGUGCGAAUGUGACCCUAAUGACAUCGAACCUUGCGGGCCCUAUACUCAAUGUCUCAAUAGAAUGCUCCUAACUGAAUGCGGUCCAACUUGUCGCGCGGGAGACCGCUGUAACAACAGAGCCUUCGAGAAACGUCUGUACCCGAGGCUGGGGCCUUACCGAACACCACAUAGAGGAUGGGGGCUGAGGACCAUGCAGGAUAUAAAAGCUGGCCAGUUUGUUAUAGAAUACGUAGGAGAAUUGAUCGAUGAGGAGGAGUUCAGACGUCGUAUGAACAGGAAACACGAAGUCCGGGAUGAGAACUUCUAUUUUUUAACGUUGGACAAGGAGCGUAUGAUAGAUGCCGGGCCUAAAGGGAAUCUGGCCAGGUUUAUGAAUCAUUCCUGUGAGCCGAAUUGCGAAACACAAAAAUGGACGGUUUUAGGGGACGUGCGUGUUGGAUUGUUCGCAUUACGUGAUAUACCGGCAAAUAGCGAGCUUACAUUCAACUAUAACUUGGAGACUUCAGGUAUUGAAAAGAAAAGGUGUAUGUGUGGCGCUAAGAGGUGUUCAGGAUAUAUAGGAGCUAAGCCUAAACAGGAGGAUCAACCAAAGAAAAUCAAACCGCAAGUGAAAAGGAUUUACAGGAAACGUAAAGCAGAAGAGUCGCCUUCUACAAGCCAGAACAAGAAACGAGGCAGACCUAUAAAACCGCGAGAGUUGACUGAAAUAGAAAAAGAUCUUUUAAUAAUAAAAAAUGCAACCAACGGCCUCUCUAGCGAUUCAGAAUGCUCUAGAAUAAGUAUGGACAGUUGUAAAGAUAUAAAGGCUCUUAAAAGGAAAAGGAUCAAUCUAUCCACUGAAGAGUUGUCUCCAAAGAGAUCUAAGAUUGAUGAAAUGAAUUUGGUUUAUUGA
Danaus chrysippus (African queen) is the source of this 5892-nucleotide messenger RNA. The record is from the annotation of a GenBank genome assembly. NCBI's taxonomy places the organism in Eukaryota, Metazoa, Arthropoda, Insecta, Lepidoptera, Nymphalidae.